AUGGAGAAAAGGGAGGGACUUACCGAUAUUCUUUCCGGUAUCUCUCGUCUUCGCCCAGGAAUUCAAUGGUCGUUGCCUGACAGCAAUCCCCACCGCGGCGGCUCCCACGAUGUCUACAAAGUCUUGUUCCAGGACUCAAUACAAUGGGCUGCCCGAGUCUGCCAUGAUCCUGAUGAUUGGGAAUCUGAGCUGCGUGCUAUGGAAAAGUUUACAUACUUCAAAAGGGGAUGUCCAGAGAUCAAGGCUCCAGAUAUCGUCUUCGAGAAUCGUGUCUUGUAUUCGGAAUGGCUUCCUGGCAAACCAUUAGCGAUCUGGAACUCUCAAAUAGCUUUGGCUCAGCGCCACAGGCUCCUUGAUGAUCUUGCAGACUUCCUACUGCAAUUAUGGACUGUUCCAGGCCCUGCGUCAAUGUUGCCUACAUCAUCAAGUUUGCCAUAUUCUACUUGGUUGACAGAGAGCUUGGACCGAGCGCUUCGAAGGACCCUGUCUGGAAUGGCAAAAUGGGGCAAUGCAGUUGAUUACUUGAUCAUCAGGUCCAUGAUCCCAUCCUACGCUAAGUGGGAUACUUACAUGGACCUAGGCUUCGCACAUGGGGACCUUAAUCCGUAUAACAUCAUGAUUGAUGAAAAGUUUCAACUAACAGGGGUAAUUGACUGGGAUUGGAUCCAUGUUGCACCCAUCCCAGCUGUCAUACACCAUCCUUGGUUUAUAGCCGACAUCCCUGGUUGGAACAACGAUGGCGUUGUUUUAGGGGAAUCCUUUGAAGUGGACCGGGCGUAUCUUGAGCACACACUUAGGAAGAAAGAGAUUUCGCAGCAUUCUGUCUCAAAAGUAUCAGACCUUCUAUCUGACUCAACUGAAAGGUUAUUCUUCCAGUCAGCAUUUCAUUUCAAAGGCAUCCAUGAGAAAUUUGUCAAGUUAUAUUGUGCGCACACAGAGGAGAAUUUUAGGGCUGCCAAGUCACAGUUAGAUGCAGUCCUCACCAAGUAUCCGGCCUGGACACAUUUGUCGGAGGUGAACAAGGUCAGGGAUAUUCUUGGUUGA
Blastomyces dermatitidis ER-3 is the source of this 1044-nucleotide messenger RNA. RefSeq lists its product as uncharacterized. The record is from RefSeq and is a predicted model, not a curated record. Bases 1 to 1044 code for a protein of 347 amino acids. Lineage: Eukaryota; Fungi; Ascomycota; Eurotiomycetes; Onygenales; Ajellomycetaceae. The transcript is spliced from 2 exons.